This is a messenger RNA of Lacerta agilis (Sand lizard), 1246 nucleotides long. RefSeq names its product interleukin 10 (gene IL10). Gene Ontology annotation, cellular component: extracellular region. Bases 136 to 666 code for a protein of 176 amino acids. The transcript is spliced from 5 exons. The record is from RefSeq and is a predicted model, not a curated record. Gene Ontology annotation, biological process: immune response. Gene Ontology annotation, molecular function: cytokine activity. NCBI's taxonomy places the organism in Eukaryota, Metazoa, Chordata, Lepidosauria, Squamata, Lacertidae.
UAUCCUGCGAAAUGAGGAAGGAAGCUGCUUUUUUGGAUGGUAUAAAUUAGGAGCCAAUCAAGGUGAUGGGCAUUCAGAUCUGGCUUUUUGCCUCUUGCAAAAUUGAGCUGAACCACAAAGGAAAUCUGUGAAGGCAUGAACUCUCUCAGAGCCUUUACUCUUCUGUCCCUGGUGCUCAACCUCAAGAAUGCACAGGGCCAUCUCUCUGAAAGCAGCUGUAAGCGUUUUGCAGACAUCCUGCCUCACAAGCUCCGAGAGUUGCGGGUCACGUUUCAUGAGAUUAGAGAUUAUUUUCAAGCCAGAGAUGAUGAGCUAGAGAUCAUGCUGUUGAAAGAGGAUCUACUGGAAGAUUUCAAGGGGUACUUGGGCUGUCAGUCAGUGGCAGAAAUGAUACAGUUUUAUCUGGAAGUUGUUUUGCCCAACGUAACCACUGGCAGCACCAUUCAGCGGACUGUAGACUUUCUUGGAAAUAGGCUGCUGGAUCUCAGACAGACAAUCAAGCGCUGUCAUAGGUUCUUCAUCUGUGAAAAGGAAAGCAAAACAAUAACGAACAUCAAAGAAACCUAUGCAAAGCUGCAAGGCAAAGGCAUCUAUAAAGCAAUGGGAGAGUUUGACAUUUUCAUUAACUACAUUGAAGAAUACCUGGCAAUGAAGAUGAAAAAAUGAAACUGUUUUUUCCACUCAGGAAAACUAACUUCUGUAACUGUAACUGGAAUAUACUUCGCAAAGUUGUUACAAGAAAUCAGUAUUAUACAAUACUAUAUAUUUUUAACUUAAAUUUAUUUAUUAACACAGAUACCUCAGUUUUUGUCAGUGUUUUAUACAUUUUUAUAAAGGAAAAGCUAUAACGUAAUUUAUUGACCUGUUUUUUGCUUCUCCUUCUCCUUUUUACAUAGCGUGUUUUUGUCCUUUUAGUUUUCUCUUAGCUUAGGAAUGCUCCAAAUUGUAGCACUCAAGGAAAUGCUUUUUAGGAAGUGAGAAAUAGUGAGAAGUGGAUUCUAAAUCUGUAUUACAUUUGAGUCAGCAUUUUGGAUUUAAAUGUGAGCUCCGUGAUCCAAAGACUUCAAACAGGUUGCUAAUUUCAGCAAGGGGACUGUCUGCUGGAACAAUAUUAAGUACAUCUGAGCGUGUCAGUUUCCAUUUCAGGUCAGAUGUUAACAACUGAUAGUUUGAAAGUACAGCCACCAGGCUGCUAGCUCCAAUCAGUCAAAGGGAACACAUCCCAACAGGGCUUAAAGACCCUCAC